This is a messenger RNA of Juglans regia (Persian walnut), 1690 nucleotides long. Its product is annotated as scarecrow-like protein 32. The transcript has a single exon. The record is from RefSeq and is a predicted model, not a curated record. Lineage: Eukaryota; Viridiplantae; Streptophyta; Magnoliopsida; Fagales; Juglandaceae. Gene Ontology annotation, molecular function: DNA-binding transcription factor activity; sequence-specific DNA binding. Gene Ontology annotation, cellular component: nucleus. The coding region runs from base 149 to 1525 and encodes 458 amino acids. Gene Ontology annotation, biological process: regulation of DNA-templated transcription.
CCCAAUGGCAAAGGUACCCACUAGGGCCACUACUAGUCUGGUCACUUUCUCUCUUUCUGCUACUUUCUGAUUUCUGAAUUCCAUUUUUUUUCUGGCUUUCUUUCUCUUUUCUAUAAGAUUUUUGUACUCUCUCUUUCUCUCUCUCUCAAUGAUGCAAUUCACGGAGGCUCCACCACAACCCUUACACCAAAUGACUCCAUUUUCCAAUCCUACUAUGAACAAAAGCCAGAUUCAUAAGACUCGGCCAUGGCUUGGAUUUCCCACAUCGAAGUCCUUAGGGAGCUUUGGUGAUGCCAAUUGUAUGGAGAAACUUCUCGUCCACUGUGCCAAUGCAAUUGAAAGCAACGAUGCCACUCUUGCCCAACAAAUUCUAUGGGUCUUAAACAACAUUGCACCCCCAGAUGGGGACUCGAAUCAGCGCCUUACUUGCGGCUUCCUCCGAGCUCUAAUUGCACGCGCAGCCAAAAGUGGAAGCUGCAAAAUGCUGGCUGCUGUGGCAAACGCUCCCAGCAAUCUUGCCAUAGACACACACAAGUUCUCAGUCAUUGAGCUUGCUAGCUUUGUGGACUUGACCCCUUGGCAUCGGUUUGGUUUCACAGCAGCCAACGCAGCAAUUUUAGAAGCUGUUGAAGGGUACUCGGUCAUUCACAUCGUCGAUUUAAGCUUGACACAUUGCAUGCAGAUUCCUACACUGAUUGAUGCCAUAGCUAAUCGUCAUGAGGUCCCUCCUCUGGUCAAGCUCACCGUAGCCACUGCCAUAGAAGACUUCCCGCCAAAGCUCGACCUUUCGUACGAGGAAUUGGGUUCCAAGUUGGUUAAUUUCGCCAUGUCUAAGAAUGUUAUGAUGGAGUUUAGAGUGAGUCCUUCAAGUUACAAAGACGGGUUUGCCACCUUAAUCGAACAACUUCGGGUUCAACAUUUAGUCUAUCCGGAAAGCAGCGAGGCACUGGUAAUUAACUGCCAUAUGAUGCUUCACUACAUCCCGGAAGAAACCCUUGUAUCGAUUCCUAGUACAAACUCAAACCCUUAUGCUUUUGAAUGUUCCUCCACAAGUACUGCUUCCUCUUUCCGGACAAUGUUUCUCAGUGCGGUUCGGAGUUUAGACCCAACCAUUGUAAUUCUAGUAGACGAAGAUGUAGAUUUGACAUCGAAUAAUGUGGUGUGUAGGUUAAGAUCAGCAUUUAACUAUUUAUGGAUACCUUAUGAUACUAUGGAUACAUUCCUUCCAAAGGGGAGUAAACAGAGGCAGUGGUACGAAGCCGAUAUUUGCUGGAAGAUUGAGAAUGUGAUAGCACAUGAGGGCCUUCAAAGGGUUGAGCGGCUUGAAACUAAAAGCCAGUGGGUGCAACGAAUGAGAAAUGCCAAUUUUCAUGGAGUUUCUUUCGGAGAGGAAGCAGUCUCGGAGGUGAAGACCAUGCUAGAUGAGCAUGCAGCUGGGUGGGGAUUGAAGAAGGAAGAAGAAGAUCUUGUUCUUACAUGGAAAGGACAUAAUGUUGUGUUUGCCACUGCUUGGUUGCCUGCUUAAUUGAAGAUCAUGUUUUUUUUCUUUUAAUCUUCUUCUUAAUUAGCUUCUAAUUCGAUGAUCUUCUUCUAGCACAACUAUUUUUGGGAGUAGAUGGUCUCAGAGCAUAUUGUGAUGAAGGUUUUUGUCAUGUUGCCAAUAAUUUCAUACUUGUUUCUUGUAAGUAUG